AUGAAGCUCCUCGCUAUAUUCCUAUUAUGCCUCCUGGGUUCAGCUGCAGCCUUGGCCUCCUCAGUGAGGCUGUGGAAUAAAGCUGCUGGGCGUAUCAUUGGUGGGACCUCGAUCACCAUAGAAUCCUACCCUUGGCAACUGUCCCUGCAUUACAGCGGUUCGUACAUCUGCGGAGCGUCCAUCAUCAGCUGCAACUGGGCGCUGACGGCCGCUCAGUGCGUGGACGGGCUCAGCGUCUCCCUUAUCAGCCUCCGCGCCGGCUCCGCGACUCGUGAAAGUGGCGGUUGUGUACUCAGUGCCUCAUCCGCUAGCAUUCACGACGGCUACAACGGCGGAACGAAGGACUACGAUAUUGCCCUCGUCCUGGUGCUUGGUUCGUUGCUUGGGACGUAUGUACGGCCCGCCGGUCUGCCCCCUGACGGGUUCGACUCCGAAGAGGGCCUCAGCGUCACGGUGACCGGCUGGGGUGACAGGCCCACCAGUGGCCUGGAAGCCGUGAACCUGGGCAAGGUGUAUACCAGCAUCUUGGCACGCCGCACCUGCCAGGACGUGUUCGCCGGCUUCAACGCGGUCACAGAGAGGAUGGUGUGUCCCGGGGCGGCCAGCGAGAGCGUCUGCAGGGGCGACUACGGCGGCCCGCUGGUCAGCGGCGCCACGCAGAUGGGCACCGCCCUGCGAGGCCACGCCCGCCGUCUUCACCAGCAAGACGAGAUUGAUGACAGUUUGUCUUCAGAUGAAGACGAGAAUGAUGUUGAAGGUGUUGCUUCAAAUCCAGCAGCUGUGCCGUAUCCGAAAGACAGUGAGUGGACUGCAGUUGACACCUACCGACCUCUGCCUGUCAACACGACACCCAGGCAGAUACUAGUGGAUAUUGAUGAGUCGAGUUCUGUACUGGAUUGCAGUAAAGUGUUCCUUACUGACAGUGACGUAAAUGAACUCAAGAGACAGACAAAUUUGUAUGCAUCACAGACAAUACAGAAGAAAAGAAGAGGAAAUAAUCUGAAGCCCCAUUCAGUUUUGAGUUCGUGGAAGCCAGUGACUAUAAAAACAGCUCAUAACCGAUAUUUCGAGGGCGGUGCCAACGUCUGUCACAAGUGGGCACUGAAACAAUUCAAUGGCGAAAUUUGA
Schistocerca nitens (vagrant locust) is the source of this 1128-nucleotide messenger RNA. Its product is annotated as trypsin delta-like. The coding region runs from base 1 to 1128 and encodes 375 amino acids. Lineage: Eukaryota; Metazoa; Arthropoda; Insecta; Orthoptera; Acrididae. Gene Ontology annotation, biological process: proteolysis. The transcript has 4 exons. The record is from RefSeq and is a predicted model, not a curated record. Gene Ontology annotation, molecular function: serine-type endopeptidase activity.